Molecule: messenger RNA, 2841 nt
Organism: Pundamilia nyererei
Lineage: Eukaryota; Metazoa; Chordata; Actinopteri; Cichliformes; Cichlidae
Product: GTPase IMAP family member 8-like
Exons: 4
Coding region: 698-2707 (669 amino acids)
Molecular function (GO): GTP binding
Source: RefSeq, a predicted model, not a curated record
CGCGGACCACAGUGAAGAGCGUCGCACUAGCGCAGAGAGGUCUGUGUCGGACCCGUAAGAUGAUGAGGAGGGGAGUCCAACAGUGACCGGGACUGACCGGGACCAGCGCUGGUCCGGGCGGUCCCGGCGCUGCAGCUGCGGUUGUUACCGGUCCGGGUUUGUUAAUGUCAUACAGGUGCGCGCUGACAGGGAAACGUGUAAAGUACUCAGAUUCCAGAGCAUAACCUGUAACCUACUGGUUACAGAGGUGGAUUACAGUAGUUUGGACGGAGUCACGAGCUGCCUCCUCCAGAGAGGACAGAGUUCAGAAGGGUCUCGCCUCAUAUUUAACGCUCUGAGAGUGAGGACAGCAGCAGGAAAGCUCACCUUCUCUUUUCACUGCGACUGUCACCGUUUUACCCGAGGGCCCGUGUGCACCAGUUCGUCCUGUUCUGCAGGUUGAUUUGAAACGGGGAGUGCAAACCAACGGCAGAGACUGCAUACCUGCACUCUGAAGGCUGACUGCACGGGGAGGUGGGGGCCGCUGCUCCAUAACAACUAAAAUGAAGAACGAGUGCACUUAUGUGUGUUUGUGCUUGAACUCACACACUCAGGUGUGACACAGGACUGUGAUUAUACUGCUCUUCAUCACUCUGACCUCUGUGUUGCCUAAGGAGGAGGAAGAAGACUGUCGGUGGAUCAACAUCUGGGUCCAGGAAUGGCUCAGUCUCCAGAUCCUGAUCUCACCGUCUUCCUGAUGGGACGCAGCGGAGUGGGAAAGAGCGCUUCUGGUAACACGAUUUUAGGACGAGCAGCGUUUGAGUUGAGUGAAUCGUGGGAACCGAUGACGAUGAGAAUCCAAGAGGAAACAGAAGAGAUUUCAGGAAAGCUGAUCCGAGUGAUCGACACUCCGGGAAUUGAAAGAUCAAAAGAGGAACUGAAAACCUUCUGCCAGGGUCUCCUGCAGUCCUCCACCCCUCUGCUGUUCCUGGUGCUGGUUACAACUGGUCGUUUCACAGAUGAGGAAGAGGAGGCUGUGCAGGCAGCCAUCACAGUCCUUGGCGAUGAAGGUCUGGCAAACAGCUUCCUGCUCUUCAUAGGUGGAGAUGAGCUGAACGUGUCACUGCAGGAUCACAUCAGCCAGUCUAAGAGAAGCCCACUCCAAGACGUCGUUAAGAAGUUUGGGGACAGGUAUCAUCUGUUCAACAAUGAAGAGCCUGAAGACAAGAGGCAAGUGGGAGAGCUGCUGAUGAAGGCUGAACGCCACAGGACCCGCGAGCUGCUGAGAUUCAAAGCAGAAGGUUUCUCCAUCGUCCUGCUGGGAAACACCGCUGUGGGCAAAAGCGCUUCUGCAAACACCAUCUUAGGCCGAGCGGCGUUUGAGUCGAGGGCUUCCCUCAAAGCGGUGACGACAGGAAUCGGAGAGGAAACGGGACAGAGGUUUGGGAAGCGGAUCACAGUGUUCGACACUCCAGGACUUUUAGGAUCAGAGGAGCUGAUUGAAAAGUACUACCUGGGCCUGCCCCGUUCCUCCACACCUGUUCUUCUGUCCCUGGUGGUGGUCAGAGUCGGUCGGUUCACCGAGGAGGACCGGCGUGCCGUGGAGACGGCGAUCAGAGUCCUCGGGCCUCGGCGGUUUGAGAACAGCUACCUGCUGUUCACAGGAGGAGACGCCUUAAAGGACAAAAGUCUGCAGGACUUUGUUUCUGAAGAUGAAGCAGGUCCUCUCCAUCAGGUGGUGCAGAGGUUCGCAGGGAGGACUCACCUGUUCAACAAUGAAGGAGGAGGACGAGAGCAGGUCAGAGAGCUGCUGCAGAAAGCAGGUGAUCGUCUCAUGGAGUCUCUCACACUGGUGGACAGGAGAGUCAUUCUGAUUGGUCUGUCUGGAGGAGGGCGGAGCUCAGCAGGAAACACCAUCCUGGGAUCGGAGCGGUUCCCGACAGGAUGUGGGUUUGAACCGGUCCCAGCUGAGGUGGUCUCUGGGUCAGCAGCAGUGGAGCACUGUUGGAUCACCGUGGUCGACACUCCAGGAUUCACAGCCAGAGACUUGGAUGAAGAUCAGCUGGAAAAACGACUCAGGAUGAUGGAAGAACAGUCUGAUCCAGGACCUCACGCCGUGGUGUUCGUGGUCAGGAUAGGCAGGAUGUCCAGGGAAGACUCUGCGCUCCUCACCGCUCUCAGAGAGAUGUUUUAUGAUCAUCCUAGUAACUUCUCCAUGGUGCUCUUCACCCACGGAGAUGAGCUGAGAGGUCGGUCCAUUGAUCAGAUGAUCCAGUCUAACAGCUGUGUGUCUGCACUGGUCUCCAUGAGUCGUGACAGAUUCUGUGUGUUUGACAAUAAUCAGAAAGGAAACAGAAAGCAGGUCAGAGAGUUCCUCCGUCAUGUAGAGAACAUCAUCUCAGAGAACAGAGGAAAACACUUGGACCUAUAUGUACGGUCUACGGGAAUGAACUGGCUGAGUGAGGGAAUGGAGAGAAGGCACAUGCACAUGCACAUGCACAUGCACGGGGACAUGGACAUAAUACGCAUGAAGCACAGGUCAUGGAUCCAGAUCUCACCAUUGUCCUCCUCGGUAGAACCGGAGUGGGUAAAAGUGCUUCAAGCGAACACUAUUUUAGGACGAGCAGCGUUCGAGUCAAAGACUUCCUUCAAAGCGGUGACGACGGGAAUCAGCGAGGAAACGGGACGAGUGUUUGGGAAGCUGUGGUGGACACGCCGGGAGUUUUAGGGUUGGGGUAUCAGCCGAGAAAGCUCUGUGGGGACGUCCUUUGGUUCCUCGGACCUCGCCUGUUCCUGCUGGUGCUGAGCGUCGGUCGGUGGGGUUUAUAUCAGAAAAGCUGUAAAAUAAUAAAAUCCUGUGAA